Emiliania huxleyi CCMP1516 is the source of this 982-nucleotide messenger RNA. RefSeq lists its product as hypothetical. The transcript has a single exon. The record is from RefSeq and is a predicted model, not a curated record. Bases 42 to 722 code for a protein of 226 amino acids. Lineage: Eukaryota; Haptophyta; Isochrysidales; Noelaerhabdaceae.
UACUCCUUGCGACGCUCUCUCCGAGUCUCCUUGCUAUUCCGAUGGCGCCAGUAGCGGGUUUUGAAGCGAUCUCCGACGCCGAGUGGCAGCGCUUUCUCGACGCGCGCGACGGCAGCGUCCCCGACGCGUCGGAGAUGCUCCGCGAGCACCUCGCGUGGCGCGCGGCGACCCUGCCGCUGCCGGCCGGCGCGCCGGCGCUGGGCGCGGGCCUGCCGGACCUGCUGGUAUUUGACGGCAAGGCGCGGUCAGGUCACCGCGUCGCGGUGCUCAUGGCUGCGAUGUACGACCCGGACCUCGCCGACGUGGACACCUAUGCCAACGCCAUCGCCGCCAAGCUCGAUGCGUCGCUCGACCGCGACGUCGCCGAGCGGGUCACCAUCAUUGCGGACACGCGCGGCGGCGACGGGUGGGCGAACCCGCCGGCGACCUCGGUCGUGCCCUUUAUGCGCGCCGUCUCGGCCACGCUCUCGGCCAACUUCCCCGAGCGGCUCCACUGCCUGGUCGUGAUGCCGGUGCCGUGGAUCGCCUCGACGCUGUGGACCGUCGUCAAGCAGUUCCUCGACCCGGAGACGGCGCGCAAGGUGGUGCUUCUCGACGGGGCGGCGGACCGCGCGGCACCGUUGCCCGACUCCCUCGGCGAGUACCUCGACCAGGACUGCACUCGCCUGCUCACAGAGCACCGCAGCCGCGCGAUCGAGGCGUCUCAGCCCAAGGCGUCGUGAGCCGCGCCCGCGGCCCCGUGUGACCUCAGACCCUCAGACCGAACCUUGUGUGGCGCCGGCGCGAUAGCAGAGCGGGGUUCUCGCGAGCGCUUCUCACUCUGACCUCUCGUUCGAUGAUGUGGGUUUGGAGAAUAUAUCCCCGCCCCGGGCGCGCGCGAGACGUGCGCACUUCCGGCACUGGCUUUCUCUGGCCUCUCCUCUCCCUGCUAUACCAGUCCGUCUUUUGAUUGUUUCCGUAUUGGACGCUGGAAUAAAGAAAA